Babesia microti strain RI is the source of this 471-nucleotide messenger RNA. RefSeq names its product small subunit ribosomal protein S11e. The transcript has a single exon. Gene Ontology annotation, cellular component: cytosolic small ribosomal subunit; ribosome. The record is from RefSeq and is a predicted model, not a curated record. Gene Ontology annotation, biological process: translation. Gene Ontology annotation, molecular function: structural constituent of ribosome. Bases 1 to 471 code for a protein of 156 amino acids. NCBI's taxonomy places the organism in Eukaryota, Apicomplexa, Aconoidasida, Piroplasmida, Babesiidae.
AUGGAGUCUGCAGACAUACAAACAGAAAAGGCUUUCCAAAAACAACCCAUGGUUAGCACUCGGAAAAUGCAAACGCUUGGAAAACGUGCCAGAUAUUGGAAGGAUGUAGGAAUGGGAUUUCCAACUCCAAAAGCAGCAAAGGAGGGUGCUUACAUCGACAAAAAAUGCCCUUUUACUGGUAACAUUUCUAUUAGAGGGAGGAUCAUCAAGGGUAUGGUCAUAUCUGCUAAAAUGAAGAGGACGAUUGUGUUGCGUGUUUCAUACCUUCACUACGUUCCCAAGUACAACAGAUUUGAGAAGAGACAUAGUAACAUCCCUGCCCAUUGUUCCCCCUGUUUUUCUGUAAAGGACGGUGACAUUGUUACUGUAGGUCAAUGUCGUCCGCUAUCUAAGACUGUGAGAUUUAAUGUUUUGAAGGUGGAGAAGAAUGAUAUUUUCGGCACUGCACGCAAGCAAUUUAGGAUCUUCUAA